CAUCCGGUCAAAUCCACAUCUCCACAGAGCGCGAGCGCCGGCCACCCAUGGCCACCGCCACCGCCUCCACCACCAUGACCCUCCUCCUCCCCACCUCGCCGCCGCCAAUGCUGCCGCCAACGCGCGCGCGCCCGGCCCCGGCAAGAAGGAGCAGGCCCCUCCCCCGCGUGGCGUGCGCCUACGCGCUGCGGGAGGGCCAGUCGCGGCGCUUCCACCGCCUGCCCUGCGGCCUCGACCUCGAGGUCGUCGCCCAGCAGCCGCCCCCGGCCCCGGCCCCGCGCGACGCGCGGCCGCCGCUCGUAUUCGUGCACGGGAGCUUCCACGCGGCCUGGUGCUGGGCGGAGCACUGGCUCCCCUUCUUCUCCCGCGCCGGCUUCCCCUGCUACGCGCUCAGCCUCCGCGCCCAGGGUGAAAGUAGCAUUCCGUCAGAAAAGGUGGCUGGCACACUCGAGACACAUACUGGUGAUAUUGCUGAUUUCAUCCGGAAGGAGAUCUCCUUGCCGCCUGUAUUAAUUGGACAUUCAUUUGGAGGGUUGAUUGUGCAGCAGUAUAUAUCUUGUUUGCAAGAACUUCUGCAUCCAAGUCUUGCUGGUGCUGUUCUGAUAUGCUCUGUGCCUCCUUCAGGGAACAGUGGGUUGGUAUGGCGGUACCUUUUGACCAAACCAGUUGCUGCUGUUAAGGUUACACUCAGCUUGGCUGCAAAACAAUAUGCAAAUUCGUUGUCCCUCUGUAAGGAAACAUUUUUCUCACCAGAGAUGGAUGAUGAGCUUGUCCAAAGGUACCAAGGGCUAAUGAAGGACAGCUCAAAGUUGCCACUGUUUGACCUAAGGAAGCUGAAUGCAUCAUUGCCUGUAACUUCUGUGCCAGACAAGACAGUAGACAUUCUUGUUGUCGGCGCAAGCAACGACUUCAUAGUUGAUGCUGAAGGGCUUGCAGAAACUGCAAAAUUUUACAAUGUGCAACCAGUCUCUGUCGAAGGGAUAGCUCAUGACAUGAUGCUAGAUUUCUCUUGGGAUAAAGGAGCUGGAAUAAUCUUGUCGUGGUUGGAGAAACUCACACCAUGAUAAAUCUAUUAUUGUUCUUUCUGAUACCUGCCUGUACAUUUUGUAGCCCUUUGUUCAUUGUAUUGUAGAAUUUUCUGUUGCUAGGCAGUUUAGUUAGUGCUCUUCAGUUGUUUUUGUAUUAUUGUUUGAUUGAACAAAAAUUAAGCAUGUUUAGUGCACGAUAUUGCAAAUAGUA
Oryza brachyantha (malo sina) is the source of this 1239-nucleotide messenger RNA. RefSeq lists its product as uncharacterized. The record is from RefSeq and is a predicted model, not a curated record. NCBI's taxonomy places the organism in Eukaryota, Viridiplantae, Streptophyta, Magnoliopsida, Poales, Poaceae. The coding region runs from base 48 to 1064 and encodes 338 amino acids. The transcript is spliced from 8 exons.